CACCUUUGUGUUUAAGGAAGUCCACCCAUUUAUCUGAUCGCACUUUGUUUCUUGGUAGCAUCACAGUUAAAACACUGCAGUAAUCCAGCAUUCGACAUCAAGAAUUUUAAAUGGAGACAUUAUCCAGUGUUCUUGGCUUUGAGUGGAUAGAUGGGAGGAGCAUUUUAAUAUUUCUCUGUGUUUUCCUGCUGUUGUCUGAUAUUUGGAAGAACAGAGUGCCGAAAAACUUCCCACCUGGACCGUGGGCUCUCCCGUUUCUCGGUGACAUUCAUCGCAUCAGGCCUGACAGAAUACAUCUGCAGUUCAGAGAGUUUGCAAAGAAAUAUGGAGACAUUUUCACCAUCAGAAUCUUUGGUGGAAGAACCGUGGUCAUUAAUAGCUACAAGUUUGUGAAAGAAGCCCUGGUCCAGCAAGGAGACGACUUCAUGGAUCGACCCACUGUACCACUGUUUGAAGAAUUAUUUGGGAAUGAAGGUCUUGCGAUAGCAAAUGGUUAUCCAUGGAAGGAGCAGAGGAGAUUUGCUCUUCAUACACUAAGAAACUUUGGUCUGGGCAAGAAGACCCUGGAGCUAUACAUCCAGCAGGAGUGCCAGUAUCUCGCAGAGGCUUUCACAGAACACCAAGGAAAGCCAUUUAAUGUCCAGCUAUUGAUAAAUAAUGCCGUGUCGAAUAUCAUCUGCUGUUUGGUGUUUGGGAAUCGAUUUGAGUACACUGACCGGCAGUACCAGUCUAUUCUUCAUAACUUCAAAGAAGUUGUGCGCUUACAGGGACGCAUUUCAAUACAGAUGUACAACAUAAUUCCCUGGCUGAUGAAGCGGCUACCUGGACCUCAUAAGACAAUUUUCACUCUGACACAAGAGAUAAAGGACUUCAUAGAAAUCAGGAUCAGAGAACACAGAGAAACUCUUAACCCAGCGUCACCGAGAGACUAUAUUGAUGCCUUUCUUAUAGAAAUGGCAAAGAACGAGGAGAAAGAUUCAAGUUUUUCUCUCAGUAACUUACAUGCUUGCACCAUGGACCUGUUUUUUGCUGGAACUGAAACUACUGCUACUACUUUACGCUGGGGGUUGCUUUACAUGAUCUACUACCCGGAUAUACAAGAGAGAGUUCAAGCUGAGAUCGAUGCUGUGGUUGGUUCGUCCAGACAGCCCUCUGUGAGCGACCGAGAAAACAUGCCCUAUACUGAUGCUGUUAUUCAUGAGAUUCAGAGAAUGGCCAACAUCAUUCCUCUCAAUGUGCUUCGUAUGACCAGCAAUGAAACUACAGUGGAUAAAUACACAAUCCCAAAGGGUACCAUGAUACUGGCUACCCUGGACUCAGUCCUACACGAUGAGUCAAUGUGGGAAACUCCGCACUCUUUCAAUCCUCAACACUUUCUGGACAAGGAUGGUAAAUUUCGUAAGAAAGAUGCUUUCCUUCCAUUUUCUACAGGUAAGCGUGUGUGUCUUGGAGAACAGCUGGCCAGGAUGGAGUUAUUCCUGUUGUUUACUUCCCUCCUUCAAAGGUUUUCUCUUUCACCACCUGCUGGAGAGCAGCCCAGUCUGGAGUUCCAGUUGGGAGGCAUACGCUGUCCCAAACCUUACCGCCUCUGUGCUGUACCACGUUAAACCAUCAACUAUGGCAAACUGAAAAUAAAUCACUCCUUUAUUACAUUUAUCAUCUAAUGCAGUUUAGUUUUUGUUCUUGUACUCCAGUAGACCUUUUUGAUAAACCUUUACAGUAUAAAUCUAUUCUACUCUAACAGAAAUUUCUAAAAAUGUUAAACCACCAAAAAAACGAGAUUAGUUUAUCCUUUUUUUUCUGACAUUAAGGCAAGUGAAAGGAUUGAGUCUCUGUUCUGGUUAACGAUUUCAGAGAUACCUGCCUGGUUCAUUGCUUUUACAAGUAAAGUGGAUUCCGUCCCUUUUAAGAACAAUCAAAAUAAUCUGUUAGAAAACUUUCCACUGUAUUUGAAGGCUUACAGAAUCCUUUCUUCUAAAUUGUUACUUUACCUGAAAUGAAUGUUAAUUCUGAACAAUUACUAUUAAAAAAAUCUUAAGCUUGA
Oreochromis niloticus (Nile tilapia) is the source of this 2044-nucleotide messenger RNA. Its product is annotated as cytochrome P450 2J2. Gene Ontology annotation, cellular component: intracellular membrane-bounded organelle; cytoplasm. Gene Ontology annotation, biological process: xenobiotic metabolic process. Gene Ontology annotation, molecular function: iron ion binding; heme binding; oxidoreductase activity, acting on paired donors, with incorporation or reduction of molecular oxygen, reduced flavin or flavoprotein as one donor, and incorporation of one atom of oxygen. The record is from RefSeq and is a predicted model, not a curated record. Bases 111 to 1607 code for a protein of 498 amino acids. NCBI's taxonomy places the organism in Eukaryota, Metazoa, Chordata, Actinopteri, Cichliformes, Cichlidae. The transcript is spliced from 9 exons.